CGGAAAUACACAGACAGACAGCAUGAGCCAGCCGUGAGUGUCACAGUAACAUGUUAAUACAAUAACUAUUAUUAUUAUUAUUAUUAACUACACAGACAGACAGCAUGGGCAAGCCAUGAGUGUCACAGUAACAUGUUAAAACUAUUAUUAUUAUUAACUACACAGACAGCAUGAGCCAGCCGUGAGUGUCACAGUAACAUGUUAAUACUAUAACUAUUAUUAAGUGUUCUUGCAUAGCAAGACCACUUAAUGUUAUCUCACAUAUAUUAUUCUUAUUCUUAUUAUAGCCAAAUUUGCCACCCUAACUCCUCCCACUGUUUUUACACUACAAAAUGUAGGUCUGGGUCUUGUGAUUCUCACAAUAUAAAGCUCUUCGCUGUAGGAUUUAUAGUUUUUAAAAUACGACCGUUUGAAGAUGGCAACUGCCAAAAUACUCUGACCUGUGCCAGGCUGCAGCAGCAAGUGAUGUCAUAGACAGGGCCUUUUGAACACCUGCUAAUCUUUUUAUAAAUGUAUGGUUUAAUGUAACUGUGAAGCACUUUGGGCAACAACGUUGCAAUUAAAUGUGCUAUAUAAAUGAUAAGUUACUCCGCCCACUCCAGUUGUAGACUACUGGUGGAGGCAAGAACACUUCACACAAUUUCCCCAGAAAUUGUAGCUUUUCUAGUUCUUAUUCUUAUUAUAGCCAAAUUUUCCACCCUAACUCCUCCCACAGUUUUUACACUACAUAGACAGUAAUAUACCGAAACGUGCGGAUUGUUCCCGAUCAGAUUGCUAUUACUUUGUGGAACGUUUUGCCGAAUGGUACACGGAAUAUCGUCGUUCUUUUGGCGAAAUUGGUCCCAUUGGAAUGAAUGGCAAAAUGUUCAAAACUAGAGUGGGAGCUGGCAAAAGCUGAAAAAUCAGGACAUGAUUUCUAAACUGCCACCUACACAAAUCUUAUAUCAAAACUUUCAGCUAUCCCUGCUGCCACUAAAAAUGUACAUGGCUAAGCCAUAGUCCUGAUAGUUUUCACAAUAUGACCAUUUGUUUGCGACUCAUGCUGUCCAUUGACAUUCAUUGAAACUCCACUCUAGCCAGCUCAAAUUUGAAGGGCAAUUUCUAAACUGCGACUGUGCCUUCUUUGUUAAUAUUUCAGAGACAUACUAUGCAUCAAAAUGUAGGCCUGGGUCUUGUGAUUCCCACAAUAUAACGCUCUUCGCUGUAGGAUGUAUAGUUUUUAAAAUACGACCGUUUGAAGAUGGCACCCGCCAAAAUACUCUGACCUGUGCCAGGCUGGAGCAGCAAGUGAUGUCAUAGACAGGGCCUUUUGUACACCUGCUAAUGUUUUUAUAAAUGUAUUUUUAAUGUAACUGUGAAGCACUUUGGGCAACAACGUUGCAAUUAAAUGUGCUAUAUAAAUAAAUAAUAGUUACUCCACCCACUCAAGUUGUAGACUACUGGUGGAGGCAAGAACACUUCACACAAUUUCCCCUGAAAUUGUAGCUUUUCUAGUUGUUGUUGUUAACAACUACACAGACAGACAGAGCAUGAGGCAGCCGUGAGUGUCACAGUAACAUGUUAAUACAAUAACUACUUCUACUAACAACUAUACUGUAUCAUUAUAAUGCAUGGCCUCUCCCUGGGUGUUUGUUAUCAUAUAAUAAUGUUAUUACUAACUACACAGUAUCAUUAUACAGCGCUAAGGAAUCUGAUGGCGCUAUAUAAAUAAUAAAAUAAUACAUGACCUCUCCCUUGGUGUCUGUAGUUAGUAAUAACAAACACCCAGGGAGAGGCCAUGUAUUAUAAUGAUACUGUGUAGUUAGUAAUAACAUUAUUAUAUAAUAUAAUACAUGGCUUCUCCAUGGGUGUUUGUUAUUAUAUAAUGUUAUUACUAACUACAGUGUCAUUAUAAUACAUGCAUAGCAUGGCUUCUCUGGGUGUUAUAUGAUCAUUGUAUUAUACAUUAUUAUAAAUUAUGGAUGGAAUUUUUUUUACACAGUAUUAAUAUAAUACAUGCAUAGCCUACACUGAUCCUGGGUAGUAUCAUUAUAUUACAGUAUCAUAGUGAUGUAUGCAUGGCCUAUGCUCUCCUCGGGUUAUAUAAUCAUUAUUAUAAUGUAUUCAUAACCUUCACUCACACUGGAUGUUGUCAUAUUAUUAUACUAUAAGACAGUGAUGGCGAACCUAUGGCACGCGUGCCACAGGUGUCACGCCGGGCACUCUCUGUGGCAACCUGCCAAAACGGCAGCCGCCUAGUCUGCUUCCGUGUCGGGAGGACCCGGAGGCAGGGGGAGGGAUCUUGGAAGCAGCUCUCCUGUCCUCCCGCAAGCAAUAUGUGUGGAGUGUUGCCAUGUGUUACCAUGGCAACGCUCCGCACAGCAUUGCGCGGGAGGACAGGAGAGCUACUUGCUUCCCAGACACAUACUUACCAUACUUAUAUAUAUUUAAUAUAUAUAUUUUUGUAUGUAUCUUAACACCUACCCGUAAUUUGGCUUGUCGGUAUAGUUUGAUAGCUGGAAACAGGAUCCGUUUUAACAAGUAAGUCCCAUAGACUUUUGUUUGUUUGUAACAAAUCAUAGGUUGCUCUUUGAAGACUUUUGGCAAGGUGUCAUCCGAAGACAACAUCUUCCAAUUCUGUUUCACGAUGUUGGAAAAUUGUGGAGAUUUAUUAUGGUAGGUCAUGGGAAACACCAUCCUAGGUGUAGUAGAAGGAAUUUUCAGAGUAUUUGUAUUUUGUGCUUUAUUUUUUAUUUUUUCAAUUUGAAAAUGUGUUUUUUAUUGAUGUUUCACAUUGGUUAGCUUUUUGGCGCCUGCUCGCCAGGGUACAGAAUAAAACGGGAUAGUGUAGGGACAUUUUGUUACAGCAUAGGGUUUGUACAGUACAUCGAUAGGUUCCCUCAGAGUUUGUGCCCCCUUCGCUUCCCUCUUUUUCCCAGGUGAUUUUCCCCCUUCACUCUGUUGUAUCUCGUGUUUCUUCUUACUUGUGUUACGUUGAUUGCCCUGUCGUGUUGGUUGCUCUGUUAUAUGACCCUGCUCUGGUGUUAUUGUUUGCUGGUUGCCGUGGGUUUUCUCUUAUUGGGCCUUCCCUCCCUUUCACUCCCCCCUUCCUGGUGAUGUCGCUCUCUCUUGGUGGUUUUAAGGUGAGCUUAUUGUUCUUGUAUGUACUCCUGCCAUCGCCUCCCUGCUAUAUCCGUAUGUUUUCGCGUUCCUAAGUGUUUGUUUGCCAUCAGCUCAUAUUUCCAGUUUAGGGAGAUUUGAUCUAGGAGAGCCUCUUUUGUAGGCGCUGUUGGGGACUUCCAUGCCCGCACUAUGAGUGUUACUGCUGCCAUGAGCAGGUGAAAUAUAAGCUUUUCCUCAGUUUUACUUAGUGUGGCUGGUAUCAUGAAUAAUAUGCUUUGUUCUAUAGUUAGAGGCCAUGGUCUAUCUAAUAUGUCUUCUGCAAUUUUUUCCACCUCCCCCCAGUAUUGCCUAAUUUUUGUGCAUGACCACCAAAUGUGGCUCAUGGAGCCCUCCGUGUCUCCACACCUCCAGCAUAUAUUGGGUGUGUUGGGGUAUAUUGUGGUUAAUUUUUCUGGCACCAUGUACCAUCUGUAUUGUAGUUUUCGUAUGGUUUCUAGGUGUGUGGUGCACCGUGUGUUUCCCUUGUGUAUUGUGAAGGCCCGCUUCCAUACAUCUGUUCCCAGUGUUUUCCCCAGUUCCGUGUGCCAUGCUUUUUAGAAACUCUUUUCGAUCUCUGCCUGAUCCUCCAUUAGGGCCGUGCAUAGUGUUGAGAGUAUUUUCUUCGGGGGCCUGUCUGUCAGGCAGAGGUUUUCUACCUUAUGUGUUAAAGGCUCGUCUUUUUGUAGUUUGAUUCCUGCGAGUAGGGAUUUGAUUUGUAGGUAGGGGAACAGUGCCUUGCUGGCCAUGUUAUAUUGGGUUUGGAGUUCUGGGAAGGGUAUCAGGCUAUUGUCUCUAUAUAAGUGGUUGAUCGUGGUGCAGCCCGCUUCCUUCCACAAUUUGACGUCAAGGGAAGGGAUGCCCACCGCCAGGCAUGAGAUUCGGGCUUGUCCUUUUAUGGCUCUGUGGUCUCUCCCCCCAGCUUUCUGCUCUUCCCAGUGUUUUAGCGUUAGGGCUGUGGUUGGUAGGGGUUGGAAAAGUUUAGGACGUAGGGAUCCUGGGAGCCAGAAGAAGUCCCUUAUUGUUUGUUUGCCCAGUGUGCUUCUAUCUGGGCUCAUUGUAAUGGUUCCCCCUCUGCUGUGGCUGUUUUGAUUACUGUUAAUUGGGCUGCUCUAUAGUAUGUCUUUAUGCAUGGUAGGCCUAGUCCCCCCCCUCAUGACCGGUUGUUGUAGGAUCCCUGAAGCUACCCUAGGUCUCUUAUUAGCCCAUACAAAGCGGUUAAACAGUCUCUGCAUGGAGGAUAUGUAAGUUUUCGGAAGUUGUAUCGGGAGGGUGCGUAGUAAGUAUUGGAGCUUUGGUAGCAGCAUCAUUUUGAUCGCUGACAAUCGCCCCACCCAGGAUAGGUACUUCCCUGUCCAGGAUUCCAGUGUGGUGGCAAUCUUUCAUGAGCGCUAUGUAGUUUUUGUCUAGGAGUUGGCUUAGAUUCGGUGGGAUUUUUAUGCCCAAAAACGUCAAGUGGUCAGACCUCCAAUCAAAGGGGAAUGUGGCUUUGAGCCUCUCUAAUGUGUCUUCCCGGAUCCCCAUGCCUAUGGCUUGUGUCUUGUUUAUGUUUAGCUUGUAGUAUGAUUGUUUUCCGUAUUCCGUUAUAGUGGCCAUCAAAUUUGGUAGAGACAUGUGUGGUUGGGUAAGGGUUAGCAGGAUGUCAUCGGCGAAUAAGUUCGCCUUGUAUUCCUUGUCCCCUAUUGUCACUCCAUGGAUGGAUGUGUUUUGCCUUAUGGCCGCCGCCAGCGGCUCCAAGGCCAUCACAUAUAAUAGUGGUGAGAGGGGGCACCCCUGGCGGGAGCCAUUGGUUAUGGUGAGGGGCUCUGAGACGAAUCCCGCGUUUAAGACCUGUGCGGUGGGAGCGCUAUAUAGUGCCCUGACCGCUGAGAGGAAGCCCUCUGGUGCCUCGAAUUUUCGAAGGACUUGUUCCAGGAACUCCCAGCCCAGCCGGUCAAAGGCCUUCUCCGCAUCCAGCGACAACAGCACACUCCCCACCUUCAUGCGUUGGGCGCUGUGUAUGAUGUUCAUGACUUUCCUAGUGUUGUCGCCUCCUUGCCUAUUUUUGAUGAACCCUACUUGGUCUGUGUAUAUAAUGUGUGGUAAUAAGGAGCCCAGUCUUCGCGCAUAAAUUUUCGCGUAAAGCUUGGCAUCUGUGUUCAAUAGGGAUAUGGGGCAGAAGUUUUGUGGGCAUGUGGGUGGUUUCCCUGGCUUAGGGAGUGUGAUAAUGUGUGCCAGCAGUGUCUCGGCGGGUAGUUUUUGUAGGCAGGUGGCUUCAUUGAAGGCGUUCGUUAGGUGCGGUGCUAGGAUGGCGUGAAAUUUUUUGUAGUAACCGUUGGCGAAGCCGUCCGGGCCUGGGAUUUGCCCGAUGGCAGGCCGAGGAUGGCUGUUGUUACCUCUUCUUGUGUUAUUGUGGCAUUUAGUGCUUGUUGGUGUUGAGUUGUGAAGGUGGGUAGUUGUAUUGUGUCUAGAUAGGUUUUUAUGGCCUGUGUUUGUGGCUGAUGUGUGUGUGGGUCGUCCGCUAGGUUGUAUAGAGAAGUGUAAUAUUUAGCGAAAUUGUUGCUUAUGUCCCUGGGUGCUGUUACUUUGUGUCCUGCUUCCGUGGUGAGGUGUGCUAUAUUGUGUUUUAUUUGUGUUGGGGUAGAUUGGUUCUGAUUUGUGAGGUCCUGGAGUUCUUUUUGUCACUCUCGCAUUUGUAUUUGUGCUUUUCUUUUUAGGAAGGCUGCUCUCUUUAUUAGCGUCCCCCUUAUCACCGAUUUGUGGGCCUGCCAUAUUGUGUUGUGGGGGAUGUGUUCUGUGUUGUUUUCAAUGAAGUAGUGUGUUAAUUCUUUUUCUACCGUUUUUGUGAAUUCUGGGUCUGUGAUGAGGGACUCGUUAAGUCUCCAUAGGCUCCUGUGAGAGGAUUCAUAUAGGUCAGCUAGGGUCGCUACUACUGGGGCGUGAUCUGACCAAGUGAUCUGUUCUAUGGAGCAGUCUUUAACCUGUUCUAAGUGUUGGCCUUUUAACAGUAUACCGUCUGUCCUAGAGUAGGUAUUGUGUGCCGUCGAGAAAAAGGUGUAUUGUCUUUCCCCCACAUGUGUUGCCCUCCAUAUGUCAUAGUAGUGGUUUUCAUGAAGCAGUUUGCGUAUUGCCUUGCUCUGUCUCCUGAGUGGUUUCAUUCUUGGAGCGUUGGAGGCUAUUGUGGUGUCUAUUGUGGGGUCCAUUACGUGGUUGAUGUCUCCACAUAUGAUUCCUAUUCCCCUUUGUGCCGUGUCUACUUUUUUGAUGAUUUUGUGUAUAAAGUUCCUUUGCUCCUGAUUUGGAGCAUAUAUGUUUAUCGUGUAUUCCACAUCGUUAAAUGUUCCUACCACCAUUACAUAUCUCCCCCCUUUCUUCUAUCUCUAGGUGGGUGAGGGUAAAUGCUAUGUCUUUGCUAAUGAGUAUGGAGGCCCCUUUCGAUUUGCUCGUGUGUGUGGCGUGGUAUUGGUGGGGAUAGUCUCGCAAGAAUAGUGGUGCAUGUGCGUUUGUCUUAAAGUGGGUUUCCUGGAGGCACACUACUGCUGGUUUGUGUCGGUUAAGGUCUCUGCGGAGCAGAUUCCUUUUGGACGGGUGGUUAAGGCCUUUUGUGUUAUGUGUGUAUAUUUUCAUGGUGGGUUGUACCUUGGGGUUUCGGUUGGCUGUAUCGUCAUCUUUCUUGUUUGCGGGAGUACCCCCCUUCCCAGCUUACUCAACUUGGGUGGUGUCUCCCUGGUGGACCUGGUUUUCAAUUCUCUGUAUGUACGCUCGCUGUAUUGCCUGGCGGAACCUUGGGUUACCUGUGGCAUGGUAAUCAUACAAUGUGAAACAUAGAAAACAAAAAAAUUAAACAGUUUAAACAUGGUAACUAAAACAUGAAUGGUAAAACAUAGUGCCGUGUGAUCGGCCUUGCGCCACAUAAAGGCGCUGUGGGGGAGGAAGCGGUGUGCUUCCAUGCCUGUGCGAUUCGGUCUGUUGGCCUUGUAUUUUGCUCAUUAUGGUGUUGAGUUUGCCCCUAUCUUAGACCUUCUGUGCCUGGCUUUGGGCCUCUGUUUACAGUCUUUACGGGGUUGCCACCUGGGUCAUUCCGUGUAGCGUGGCUGUCUGUGUGUUGGGGUUUGGGUGGGAUGCCCUCGUUAACCCCUGACCCUGUGUAAGCGGUUCCCCACCGUUAUAUCAGUCCCCAAAACAUUUUGUGUUGUACUUGCCACUGCUUGCGACCCAUGUGGGUUCUCCCAGUCAGUUCUUAGAGACUCUCUUCCACGACGGGUUGAGUUGUCUCUUCCUGUUGCGCUGUGUUGGUCCCGUGGCGACGGUAGGCCCCAUUCUCUGAGAGCCCGCUCUCCGGCCUCCGAUGUCAUAAUGGUGGUGGUUUUCCCUUCAUUAGUGAUUAAGAGCUUGACUGGGAAUCCCCAUCUGUAGGGUUUCUUGUGUAUUCUCAGUUGUUCUGUGAUGCCAGCGAAGGUUUUUCUUUUCUUCAAUGUCGCCGCUGCGAUGUCUGCAUAUAUCGCCGUUCCUUCGUAUGGAGGUGGUAGGUUUGGACGUUGCCUGCUUGCUCUCAUGAUGUUUUCUUUGGUGUGGAAGUAAUGUAGCCGCACCAGCACGUCUCUCGGCGUAUCUGUGGUUAGGAAUCGCGGUUUAGGCACGCGGUGGUAGCGGUCUAGCAGCAACAUGUCUUGGUGUACGUCCGGUAUCAGGGCUUUGAAUAGGCCCUGUAGGUGGGCAUGCAGGUCCGCCGUCCCAACGGAUUCCGCUAUCCCUCUCAAUCUGAGGUUGUUGCGGCGGGAACGGUCCUCUAUGUCGGCAAUUUUGGCUUCAAAGGUUGCCAUAUUGUUUUGUAUGUCUUCCAUGGUGGCUCUCAUGUCAUUGUAUGCUUCGGCGUGGUCCGCCAUUUUUUCUUCCAGUGUGGAAGUGCGUUCCCCCAGCUCCCGGAUGUCUGACCUUAUGUCUUUCAGAGAAGUCUGGAGAGUGAUUUGCAGCUUGGCAUGCAUGGUGUCCAGCAUCCUUUGUAGGAUCCCCUGAGUUACUGGGGCAUCUUCUGUGGCUGGGGAUGGGAUAUCCGCGGGAUCGUCAUGGGCGCCAUCUUGGGCCUCCUCUCGAGUUCCCGCCGUUUUUUGCCGUGCGGGCGGUGAAGAAGCUCGUCCCGUCGCCCUUAUCGGUGUGCCGUCUGCCCUUCUGUUGGGACAUUGCUGCAGGUGCUUGGUGGGUUUGUGGGUGCUUGUGGCGCUAAUAUAAAGGCCUGUGUAGCCGGAGCUACUCCAGCAUGCGACCGCCGCGGUUGAGCUCCAGGCCACGCCCCCUCGUAUUUUGUGCUUUUGUGAUUUAGCACGGACAUCAAAGUGUGUUGACCAUAACCCCGUUCUUUGAACUUUUGGGUCAUAUCCAAUAUCUAUAUUAUUCUCUUAUAUCUGCUUCUGAGUUGUUACGUAUGACACGUCGAUAUUGUGCAUAAGGUAUGGAUGCAACUAAUGCCGGGGGAUGAGAGCUAUCGUGAUGGAGGAUCGUAUUUCGAUCGGUAGGCUUAGUGUAUAAACAAUAAGUCUCUUGUCCACAAACUUUAAUUGAAGAUCUAAAAAAUUUACCUGUGUGGUACUGAUGUCUGCAGUCAUCUUUACUGGAGACGGUAGAGAGUUCAAAUGUUCUACCAUAUCAUAUGCUUCUGAUUGAGUUCCCUUCCAAAUUAUAAAUAAAUCUAUGUAACGAUAAUAGUUGGAAAUGUAUGGUUGAUAAGUUGACAAGAUGUUAUUAUUUUUGUAAAUGUACAUGAAGGCAUUUGUGUAAAUGGGCGCCAUAGCAGCGCCCAUGGAUGUGCCCCUAAGCUGCAUGUACCAGGUUUGCUCAAAACGAAAAUAAUUUGAUUUCAAUGUGAAUUCCAACAAUUCUAAAACAAACUCAAUAGGCAGGCCACAGUACAAGGAAGACUGAGAUAGGACUUGUCUCAUAGCCUCUAUACCAACAUCAUGCGGGAUGAUGGUAUAGAGGCUGACAUCCAUGGUAAUCAAAACUGGAUCUAAACCAUCAAAGCCUGUAAUUUAAGGCUUUUAAAGAUUUAAAGAUUCUUAGCCUUGGAUUGUCAUUUGUCCCCACUGCUUCUCCCAAUCACUUGAUAUCGAAUGUAGAAUUAUUUCAAUUUGGAAGAUCUAUCCGUCUGCGGGACUUUUUCAACAAAGAUAGUACAAAGAUCCAGCCAACCACUCACUUCAAACCCAAAUCCAAAUUUGAUCCUCAAACACACAAAGCAAAUAUUAAAAGUUUUUUGUCAACCACUCUGCAACAAAUAGCAGUGGAGAUACAACAGCCUAAUCACAAACACCACAAUAUUACUAGGAAAAAACGCCUUCUUAUUAAUAACUUAGCUUUAUCUUAAUGAAGUGGUUUGGGGGGCCUAGAUAUUGCUCCUUCAUCCUUGUAAAUGUUUACAUUUUGCAGUUUCCACACCUACUAAUGGCUGCAGAUAGAUUUAAUUAUUGGAUCAAUUUGAUGCCUGUCAUAGUGCAAACUAUGCUGAUUGCAGACAUUUUGUGUUUCCAAUGCUUCUCAUAGAGAUCCCUGAUAUUUGGACAACAUGGGCAAUAUAAAGUUAUAGUGAUAUCUCAAAAAAGAGUGAUGAUAAACAUCUGUUAAGGCUUAUAUAAGCUUAUUGGUGGUUUUUGGAGACUAUAUAGUUACAUAGCUGAAAAGAGACUUGUGUCCAUCAAGUUCAGCUUUCCUCACAUAUGUUGUUGCUGUUGAUCCAAAAGAAGGCAAAAAUCUGGUCUGAAGCGCUUCCAAUUUUGCCACAAACUAGGAACAAAUUCCUUCUUGACCCCAAAAUAGCAGUCAGAUGUCUCCUUGGAUCAAGCAGCUAUUACCCCACUAAUUAGAAAUUAUAUCCCUGUAUGUUAUGUUUUUGUAAGUAUUUAUCCAAUUGCAGUUUAAACCUCUGUAGUGACUCUGGAAAUUGCUUAAAGUUUUGUAAUUUGUCAUAAGCUAAUGGCAUAUGAUAUAAAGAUGGCGACUGUUCAAGUUAAUGCAUAAGUGAAAGUUUAAUAUACUGAAUGAGGCUGUAACUGUCUGAUGGAAGUUUAAGUAUCUUGUUCAAGGAUUAUUACACAUCUAAUAAAAGGAGAUGACUACUUUUAGAAGACUAUAAUUUAUCAACAGUAUCAGAUUAAAAUAAAAUGGACUGAAGGGUGUAGACAUAACCCAUAUAGUGAUACAAAGUGAUGUAAGGAAGGCAAAGUAGUGACUAAACUUUAUAAGAAGUCCACAUUAUGAGUGCCACCAUGACCCCUACAGGACACUGAAUGUAUGACCAUACAAAUGGUUUAGAACAAUGCACAAUUGUAUCAAAUGGUAAAAGAAAAUUAAAUGACAUAGAAAACAUGAAUACAAUAGUGUAUUAUCUGGGCAACAGGUAAUAUAUUAUCAAGGCAGACUAUAAUGUCAUAUCAAGAGUUCAAACGUCCACCUACUGUUUGUUUUCCAGUAAUAGUUAGGGCAGUUCAGGCAAGAGGGUACUAGCUGAUGGUUUUGCAAGUAGAUGUGUUUAAUAAUAAUACAACUGGGCACCAAUUAAGCUACUUUUCCUUGGUUAUAUUUCACUGUCAUUUAGAAAGAAACAUUGGCCAUAAAAUAAACCCCUAAUUUUUAAUGCAUUAUAUAUGUUUGUUUACUUUGAAAGAUCUUGAAGUUGCACUGUUGAGAAAGGCUUCACAGAUUCAGGUCCAUGGUGCUGUCCAUAAAGACAUUCUAGAUUGAACAAUUAAUCCCGAGCAGCAGUUGUAUUUAUUGUUACAUAAGUUAAACUGAUACCAUUCCUACUGUCCCAGGUCUGUCAGGGCAAUGCUUUCUGGGCCCUGGCCCAUAAACGAAAGAUCUAAAUUAGAAGUGUACAAACUUUUUAGACAGGUGGUAGGUAAAUUCUUACAGGGGGCACUGCCAUAUGAUGUCACGUGGAGUAAAUUUACUACAAACCACGUGAUGCUGUCAACGAGGGGCAUUGCAAGGGUGAAAAUAUAUCUGGGGCUUGAGCCUGAAAUAAAAUUUGGCGACUCCCUCCCCAAACAUUACAACUUCACGAUAUGCCUUUUGACACGGUUACAUACCAACACACUCAUGCACAGAUGUGUAUGUGUGUAUAUGUAUAUGUGUGUGUGUAUAUAAUGCACUCUCAAUAAGUAUGCUAAAGUGGUGAUUUGAUCAUAAUGUCUCCCACCUUACCGUAUUCACUUCUAUCUUUUCUCAUCAUCCCCAAUUUUGCCUCUGAUUCACCACCCACAUGUCAUUCCCCAACUUCUUCACAAUCACCCUUUCCUUGUCUCUCCCCAUUACUCCUAUUCCCUAUGUCAAUUCCCUCUUCGCACUGCCCUGUAUGUGUCCAUGGUCCCCAUUUUACAUUCACAGCUUUCCCCAAGUAGCAUAUGUCUUUCAGUGCCAGGCUGCGGCUCACAUCCCCACCAUUCACAUGCGCCACUCUGUGUAGCAGGAGAGCAGGGGGUAUGAGUUUAUCACCAGUCCCCACCUCUCAUCGUUCAAACACAGCACUUUGAGUAAGAGACCGAACGCCUGGUUUCCUAUGAAUGGGGCCUGUUUCCAUUGGCUGACUGUGGUAUUGUAGUUUCCUCUGACAGCCUGCGCACAUGCUCCAUUGUCGCUACAUGUGUAAUUUUGUAUGCUGCAGUUCAGUAGUCAUGCAUUCUCUGGACGGAAGUUGUGCACCCCUAAUCUAAAUACUGUCCCAGAUCUGGCAGGACCAUGCUUAUUAGACUUAUCUGUUUUUGUUUAUUUUUCCCCUGGUGUUCCUGUUGUCAAAAAACUGUACAAACGCCCUAGUAGUAAGUAGGAAUAUGUGUUGGUGCAUAUGGGCCCAUUCUGCACGCAUGCCCUCAAUUUGAAACCACUUUUCUGUGUCUGAGGAUUUGCCACGUUACACUAGACCACUUUCAACGCACCAAAAUUUGUGUUUUCUUUUAUCAUACUUUAUUGCGUUAUAUACUAUUCUAUUAAUAUAUCUAUAUAUAUUCUAUACAUAGAAUAAUAUAUUUAAUGUAGUGUAGUUGAUCAGUAAUUCAUCACUCAAAUAGGCAACUUUUCGAACUUGUAAUAAUGAAUACUUUACACUAAAUAGACCGUCCAUUUUAUUUUGUUGGUAUAAAUACAUGAUACAAAUGAUAUUUAAAGUGACAUACAACAACACCAUCACAGCUUACUGUAGUAAUGGAUAUGGUACAAGGAGGCAAUGUUUGUAGUCCCUCUUGGUUUUUUUUUUUGGUUUUUUUUGCUUUCUUCUGCCUUCAACAUCAUAAGUAAUUCUCUUACCUAUAUGUACCAAUAAUUGACCAACGUAGGUACAGGCUUAUAGUAACAUUCUACUGAGCUAAAUUGCUUCACCCCUUUCUGUGUUGUUUUUUUUUUUUUAUAAUUCUUUAUUUUUGUAGUGCGUAAGAUUUUAACAGUCGCUUGUGAGGUACCCCAAAGGCAAUCCUCUAGCGCAUUUCAAACAGUAAGGCAUAGAGGUACUUGUUAAGGCUAGCACAUUUUUAUACAUAUAUAUGAUUACGUCAGGUAAUAAACAGUAUGUAUUAUCAUUACUUAGUCUCUUCCAUAACAUAAAAUAACUUCGUUGAUAAUGGGGGUAACAAUCAAGCUAGGCAAUAUGUAACUGGGGUAGACUGGGUUAAACACUCCCUUUCUAGAUUCUGGCUACACAUGGUUAUGCUGUAAAUGUAGUUAUAAGUGCGCUAAGCUAGACGACAGUGGAGUAAAAUUAAGGUAAAUCUCGAGAGGGAGCAGGCUAGUUCCACAUGUCCAAGUUGGAAUAUACAUUUAAGUUAACUCAGGGAGGCUAGCUAGGCAUGGUGAUUGAGGUAUAAUAAAGUGUCGCUAACUUAUGUGAAGCAGGCUAGUGUUGUAAGUUACUUGCCUAUGUAGCAUGUUAAGGAAAAAGAGAAACAGUGUUAAAUUAUUGUUAAACUAUUUGUUUUGCCUGGCAGAUCAGGGUGUGAGUAGGACUUCACUUGAGCUUACGCUUCCAACUCAGUUCGCCAACAGCAUAUGCGGUUUUAUAGAGAGAGAGAGGAGUCUGUGAGGCAGUAUAGCCUGGUGCCCAGAGAGUCAGUGCUGUUGCUCAGAAAUCCACUCCGGGGCCCGGGAGAGUUGUCUGGGCCUCAGCUUGUGGGGUCUUCCGUGGUCAGCCGAUGCCUGCCCUGCUGGGCUGUUGGCGCUGAGUGUGAGUCUCUUGGGUGCUAUAUGCACUUGUGCGGCAUGGUAGGUGCCCCCUCGGAGUUGGCCAUUGUGGGUAAGUAGUCUCAGUGGUCUGCCUGGAGUCCCUUUUUGUGGGCCCAGCUCCCGCUGGGUUUUGCUUGGUUUUCGCCUGUGCUGCGGUGUGAUGUUCCGCUUUAGCCCUGGAAUGCAGAGUGGUUACAUGCUGGCCUGGGGUUCUGUUCUUGGGUAUGUUGCUUGGGCUUUGGGUUUGCCCGGCGGUCUCCGUCCUGUGUGUGUGGAAGCGAGCGUGUGCGCCCGGGUCGCUUGAGUCCCUUUCCCGCCAUUGUGGUCGUCGAUGCUUGCGUGGCUGGAUGGCCGCUUUGAAAGUCUGCAGUGGGAGUCCAUAAUGGCACCGGCGGGUCGCAGGACGAAUCCAUGAGGCCACCACACAGGUUGCUUGACGGUAUGGCAUUCCGCCGUCACAUAGUAUCGCGCAUAGGCUCGAGCAGAGCCGGUCAAGGGCCUCCAGGGAGUAAGCAUGUGAAUGGCUGCCCAUGCUCCCUCUCUCUGGCCUUAGCUUGGCGGCCAUCUUGGAUGAGCUCCGGCUGAUUUGUGUCUCUGCAGGCUGUGUAGCCAUGGUUGUUCGUUUGCAGCUUUACCAAGGUGAGUGUUAACUUGGUGGAGUCCGGGAUAACCCCCACCGGACCACAGGGGGGGGUGCAGGGCCCUUGUCGCACUCCUGGUGUGCCCGGCCAGGUCCGGUCGGAGGAUCGGUCGCCUCCCCCGCCAGGCCCUAGACCAGGCCUCAAGUGUUGCCUGUCGGCUGCCGCAAGUCAGCUCUGGAUCCCUAAUUGCUUCUCGAGAUGCCCAGGAGCCUCCGGUCAUAUGUUUUCAGCCUGAAAGGGCUACCGAGCAGUGAGUUUAGGCAUUAAUGUGAAUUUUGGUCCGGAGCUGAUGUGUAGUGCGUCCACUCGGUUUGGCGGUCAGGCCCCGCCCCCCUUUCUGUGUUGUUGAGAUACUAUUGACUGGAAGCUGUGUUCAAACAUUAGAGACAGGGGUAUAAUUCUGCACCACUCUCUCUUUUUCAUAUCCCAGAAGGCUUUAAAAUUAUAUAUACAAAUCAAACUGGAAUCACCCAGACUUGUUUUACAUUUAGGAUGACAAAAAUGGGAAUUUGGACUUAUUGAUGUUUUAUCCACAUCGUAUAUGGCAUAGUAAUGGUGCAGUCCAGCCUAAUUCACAAAUUCCUAUGGUAUUGAUUAAUAAACUGGAAAUCAUAGUUGCCAACUGUAAUUUUAAAGUAUAGACCAUUUCGGCAUGGUUAUUUUGGCCUGUCUGAAAAUUCCUGUUUUUUGUUUGUUUUUUAUAAACCCCUGUACAUCUUUUUAAAAAUAUCUGCAGAAUUGGACAAGCUAUUCAUGGUGAUAUUUUAAAAAUGUUAACUAUAUGUUGCCUUUAUUGCUGUCAAUUGUAGAAUUUGUAUCCGUCCUUAUCAUUCUGUGUACAGUACUGUAUUGUCAGCGCUCCUGUGUGAAGAUGGUUUGUGGCUUUGGAAGAUCACUCUUGCUGUAGUUAUUUAGUCAACAUGUAAUAAAAUGCUAAUGUCUGCUCUUUGGAUGACAGCUGUGAGAUUGAAAGCAUUAUAAAUAUUCAUCUCUCCUUUUCCAGCUUCUGCUAUUAACAGCUGGGCAUCCAGUUCAGGAACAAAUUUUGGCAUGAGGCGAUGAGCGCUUGGCGUGUCUCUUGCACUGUUUGGUAUAGCGUAGUUUUAUAAGGCUCACUGUUUUCCAACUAUCAACCAAUCCAUCUGUUUUCCAAAGUCACAGAACAAUUUGCUGCUAGUUAUUUUUUUACUUUUUCUUUUGUUUCCCCCUUAUUCACUGCUCAUUAGAAACUAGGCAGCAUGUUGGAGUCGAAGGAAUCUUUAAUAAAUAAUUUAUUGAAAUAAAACAAUAAUACAAAUUAUUGUGCAAUGGAGCAGUGAAAGGGAGGAAGUCGAAGACGUUAAAAUAAACCUGGGAAAACUUACAGAAGAAGGAGAUAGGGGGACACACGUUGAGCCCUAUGGCUCCCAGGUUACAUCAUCAUUCCGCAUAAUGACAUCACCACUUACCAUGCUAUGUAUUCAAAGAAUAAGGGCAUUGUGGGUAGGCUAACUAUAUUAUAACUUUAUCGACAGUGUAUCUCAGGUUUAGGCAAAGUCUCCAAACACCAUAACCAUUGGAGUUUUUAGUAGUGGUUAUGGUGCUAAAUGUCUGUGGGAUCUCCUUGCCAUUCCUGCCACCUCUACUGGUGUUACCAUCAUGUUUUGUUUUGUUUUUUCCCUCAUUUUACAUUCAGAAUCUUUGUACGGAGUGAGCAAACAUUGCAAUGUGUAGGCCAGUUAUGGCCGAGUGUGUCCCUUCAAAAUACUGUUGUUAUUUGAACUAUUCAAUUGAUAUCUGUGAAGAAUGAUAAUCCUUUUCUAAUAUUGUAUGUUUUUAUUUUAAAAAGAAAAAAGUAACAAAACUGAUUUCUAAGUAGAUAAUUGUUUUAAAUAUAGCACGGUCCCUGUCAGACUCCUGCUCUCCUUUCUUUGUUAAAGCGGCUCUGUCAUCAACCCCAUAAAAAUUUGUAUUUCACAAAGAUAAAAUUUUAUAAAAUACUCAUUAUGACUGGGUUGGAAUUUCACUGAAAAAUGCUGCACCAGUCAGCAUCUCCUCAUAUUGAUGCAUUGACUCAGUACAUCUCUACGGGGAAAGUUCAGCACCUGCAGAGCGUGGAGACGCUGAACGUCGGUGCUGCACAACACAGCAGAACUUCUAGUGGCUGUCCGAGUGACUGCCACUGGAGGUGUCCCUAGGCAGUAAUGUAAACACUGCCUUUUCUCUGAAAAGAUCGUGUUUACAUUAAAAUGCCUGCAGGAGCUGACUAUUCACAAGACAACUACAUUAAAGUGACACUACAGUCACCAGAACAACUACAGCUUAUUUUAGUUCUGACGAGUAUAGUCAGUCCCUGCAGUUUACGUUACAGCCCAGGGACACCUCCAAUGGCAGUCACUCGGACAGCCACUAGAAGUUCUGCUCAGAUGGCCACUAGAGGUGCUCCCUGGGGCAGUGCUGCACAGAGCGCAGCACUGACCUUCUGUGUCUCCACUUUCUGCAUGGAGACACUGAACUUUUCCCAUAGAUGUAUUGAUUCAAUACUGAUCAUGGUCAGCAUGGUGUUUAGCCAUCAAUUCUGAUGAAGUCAGCCAGUGCCGGUGGAUCCGCGGUAGUAAUGUGUUUUCACCAUAUUUAAGGGGGGCAAGUGGGGGCUAGAUAGUGAUGUUAACACUAUAGGGUCAGGAAUAUAUGUUUGUGAUCCUUGACCUGUAGUUGUUCUGGUGACUUCGGUGUCCCUUUCAUUUAUAAAUGUGCCAACGUUUUGUAAAAUAAAAUAAAAAACAGGAUACAUUCUUCACACACAAAGAAUUUCAGCAAGCUAAUGUGUUUUAGGAUCCUGCAUUGUCCCUUUAAUUUGACCGUUAUUUAUGAUGAUGUCCCUGCACUGUGCAGGGAGUGAAGCAGGGAACACCAUAGUUACUACAUUGAGGUUUUCAAACAUCGUCUGACACAAGGUUUAUGUAUGACCCGAUUAUUUACUAAAGGUAUGUAGGAGAUUUUCUAAAACAAUUUUUACUUAAAUUCUCACACAAUCUUUUUUUCUUUCAAAACUUGAAGAAAGAAAUAUGGUGUUGCAGUGACAGUUCUCCUUUAAGCAAUGUAUCAAGAACAUUCUGUAUAUCCACAACAGAUUGUGGAGUAUCAAAAUAUAAGCUUUCAUAGACCAAAGUCCUUUUCCUCCUUCUCCUGUGUUGGGGGACAAAUCAAAGUGAUAAUGAAGACUGUAGAGGUGUACAGUUGGAAUCUGAGAAGUAGGGAGUAAUAAUGUAUAGACAUCUGCUGAUUGCGGUUGUGACGUUUUUUCCAAGGAGACAUAGCACCAUUUUUAUAUAGUGAAUGUGUUUAAUUCUUUCAUCUCAUUGUGUUUGCAGAGUACGAAGAUCGCUACGGUUGGAUGGUACUGAGAACAAAAAGGUAAACACUCUGGCUGCUAAGGAUCAAGUUGCUGGAACAUAGGAAUUCCCAGGUUCCCACAUGAAUUAUUUGUUAUGGGCAGCUCCCAAUUGACUUCCAGGUGCCAGGGUGGCUCAGUUUAGCCAACUGAAUGCCAGAGCUCGACAAACCCAAUGGGGACAGAACAGUCGAAUUGAAACAAUUCCCUAAUUCAGCUUUGCUUUCAAUUUGGCUACUUUGGCCUUAAAUUUAAAGUUGACAUUAAAUUCUUGGUUUAGUAAAUAAACCUCUAUGGUUUUGAUGAUUUGAGUCAGGGCAGACUUGCAGAGCUUGCCGUGGCAAUAAAGGUAAGUAAAAAGCUGUGUGUGUGUGUGUGUGUGUGUGUGUGUGUGUGUAUGUAUAUAUAUAUGUAUGUAUAUAUGUAUGUGUAUAUAUAUAUAUAUAUAUAUAUAUAUAUAUAUAUAUAUAUAUAUUUAUUUUAUUUUUUUAAAUGAUGAAUAAUCUAAUUAAAGUGACCCUGUAGGUACCAAGACCACUUCAUCAACAUUGAAGUGGUCUGGGUGCAAUCUCUCCGUCCCCCUUAGUCCUACAAUGUAAAUCAUUGCAUCAUUAAAGACACUGCAAAGGUUACAUUGCAAGACUAAGACUGCCUCUAGUGGCUGUCAAUCAGACGGCCACUAGAGGCACUUCCUGCUUGCUAACUGAUGCUGCACAUCCUCAUGCGCUGUAUGAGGACAUCCAGAGUCCGUAAAAUCCCCAUAGGAAAGCAUUGCAGCAAUAGACCAUUGGAUAAGGUGGAGUGACGACCCAGCGUAGAGGGACAACGGCGCUGGAAUCAGGUGAGUAAUAAAGGGUUUUUUAAACCUUAGAGUGCCAGGAGGGCCCGAUGGAAGUAUAGUGUAAGGAAUACAGCCUUGUAUUCAUUACACUAUAGAAUCCCUUUAAGUAAUAGAACAUUAUAUCGUUGUUAAUACAUGUAAAUUUUCAUAUCUCUCUAAAAUGUUCUUUUAUCAUGUGUGGGUACUUGGAGUGCCAUCCUAAUUUUUUUUCUUGUGUGAAUUAUUUCUUUUGUGCAGGCAGGUAGUGAAAUCGUUAAAUAUUCAUCAGCUGCGCCACAAUAUCAUUCUUAUUUGUAUUUAUAAAAGACAAUUGUGCAAUGAAUAAUAGAAAUUUAAAAGCACGUGAAUUCAAAAAAUUCGCUGGAACAAGAGGCGAUGAGACUCUGCUUAGACACCUUUCAAAAUCUGAUGCAUGUGGGGUAUAAUUGAUAUGUUGAAGAUCUUUAAAUUUGCACCUGCCGCAAUUAUAUAAUCAAUCUAGAUUGUAUUAGGAGCUGGAUACAGCAGCCGUUAACUUGCUUAGACUGGGAACAUUUACCGCAGUACACUGGCUUUGGAUUUAAGGCCUGUCGACAGGAUGGACUUGUAAUGAAGAAAUAGACAAGUGUAUUUUUUGCCUGCCCUGUAGUCAUUUUCUAAAUAGAAUGUGUUCGACUUUGAAAGGGAGUCAUUUAUCAGCUGUGAGCUUUGUAAUCGCAGUCUUGUCAUCGGCCACUACAUGGGAACAAUAUGGAAUUAUGAUAAUGUUGCAUUGUACAGAUUACAAUAUGCAAGCGGGAAAUGAAAAGCAGAUAGGCAUUUUUAUGUGGAGACUAUAAUUGUUUACCACUGCUAAUCUGUCGUAAUUAAGCCGUAAAAUACCACCGCAUUUAUAAAUUACCCCGCCAUUACUACAAUAAAAAAUAAAGCUGAAGUAUUACUGUUAUGUUUGCGAAUGCCGUCACUUCGUAAUCUGGCCGCCAAAUGUAUCUUACCCGGUGCCAAAUGGAUCUUGAUACACUUGUUUAUUCUCUUCUCGUGCCAGUGGUGGGUGGCAGAGUAGGUACUGAAGGUGAAGAAAUUGUAACGACUGGUAGUUAGAAGAGGAGGCAAAUAGCGAGAAAAUAAAGAUUAUUUUUUUUCACUGAAUUCUCACAAAGCACUGCUAGCAGAGCGCGUCAGGAGGGUUUUGUUUUCUUGGUGCUCAGUGGAUUCGUGAAUUUUAAAGAAACGGUCACCUAUUACUUAAAGCUUUUACUGGGUCUACAGGGCAAAUGAGUAGAAAUUAUCUUACCUCUGUUGCAAGUUGAAUGAUUGGUAUUCUUUUCCUAUGAUUAAUUGUAUGCUCGUACACAUUCAAACUUGGGGAAAGGGCCCAUGUUACCAUUUUUACAAAUAUUUUGUGCUAUUUUUGGUAAGCAUAGUUAAUGGGUGAUGUUUACAUUAACAGUAUGCAUCUUCCUUAGAAGUGAUAGUUCGUCAUAGGAACACUACAUAUCUAUAUUCUUAACACUUCAGCCUUGAUGCCCGUUAUCAUUGAGGUGCGCCCCUUCUCUCCUCUUCCCUCCCCCCCUCCCGCCCCAUGUAUAAAAUUAAAAAAGCUCAUUACAAUUAAACAAAUAACUUGCCUUUUCUCCAGCAACGACUUUCCCUCGGCACUGCCAAAACCUUUUCAAGUGAUACCUCAUAGAGAAACUUUGGAGGUCUUGGGCAUAUGCACGGUGCUCACUGUUAUGUCCCUAAGAUUCUGCCAUAGAGAAUCAUUGAAAAAAUUGAUGAGGGCUAGCCACGGCAAGGGAGAACAGGUGAGUAAAAUCACCUUUAAUCUCCGGAGAGAGUGGGGUCAGGCACAUGUUUGUAUUCUUGAUUCUAUAGUGUUCUUUAACCCCUUAAGGACACAUGACAUGUCAUGAUUCCCUUUUAUUCCAGAAGUUUGGUCCUUAAGGGGUUAAAGUUCUAAAGUUUUGUCUAUUUUUUUUUAUAAUUCUUUAUUUUUGCUGCGCAUGCGAUUACAUACAGACUUGCGAUACCAACACAGUUUGAGCAAGCAAUUCAAGUGACAGACAAGGUAUAACUUUGACUUGGUAUAUGAAGUAACUGCACAAUUUUUAUAAGUAAAAUAAAGCUAAUCAAGAAACUGAAUGGUAAACAUUAGGGAUUGACCGAUUAUCGGUCUGGCUGAUAUUCGGUAUUUUCAGCAAUAUCGGUAUCGGCAAAUAGAGAUACCGAUAUUGCCGAUAAUACAUACAAGGACCAGCGGUCCUGGGGGGGCCCGCAGCAAGCUCUUACCUUCCAAGCAGCUCUCUUCAGCUUUCUGUGUAAAUCUUGCGAGUCCUGCAGCUGGCAGCGUUGCCACGGGUUACCAUGGCAACACUCCGCACGGCACACAGGCCGCAAGACUUACACAGGGAGCUGCUGGGAAGGUAAGUAAGCACUUGCUGCGGGCCCCCUUUGUACUUUCCAUGCCACUGGACCACAAGGGAAUGGUAUAUAGGGAAUGGUAUAUCCCCACUCUCUGGCCAGGCAACAAGCAGGGAGGAGGGGGGGAACUAAAAAAGUGUUUUAAAAAUUUAAUUUAAAAAAUGCCCUCUCCCCCCAAACACAAUGCAUUAUAUACACACACACUGCAUUCACUAUACAAACACUGCACAAACACACACUUUGCAUUUAGUAUAUACACACUGCAUUCACUUUACACACACUGCAUUCACUUUACACACACUGCAUUCAUUACACAAGCACACACUACAUUCACUACACAAGCACACACACUCUGCAUUCAUUAAUAUACACACUACACAAAUACUGCAUUCACUAUACACACUGCAUCCACUACACAAACACACACAGCUCCCCUGCCUAAACACACUGCAUCCACUACACGUGGCAUGUAUAUUUUGUGCAUUUACCUUUAGAAAUAGUUUAUUUUUUCAAAAUGGUAAAUGUACAGAAUAUCGAUAAGUUAUCGGCUAUCGGCCUGAAAGUUCACAGAUUAUCGGUAUCUGCUCUAAAAAUCUAUAUCGGUCGAUCCCUAGUAAAUAUGUCAGUAUGGAGUCACGUAAUAGCAUUCUGGCUACUCUGACAGUGCUUCAGUGUUAUAAAACAUGCUUAUAGUGUCCACGAGUAUUAUUACUAGAAUAGCAACAAGAGGAUAAUGCCACUGGUGGCCCCCAUCGAAAACAAAAGAUGUGUAAACAGAACCACUUGAUAUUGAAAACUAAUAUCUUAAAUUAGGAGGGCAGGAGUGCAGGAAUUUAUUAGACAAUGCCCUUUAUGGGUCUAAUAGAGACAAAGGACUGAGCGUGAGUGAUUACGCCUGUCUACAGUUAUGUGGUGAGCCAAGGCUACAGAGGUCAGCAGUGGAGUUGGGAAAUUCCGCCUAUCCCUCCCAUGUAGUGGGUACAGCCCUGGUAAGAAAAGCGACACAAGUUCCAUUAAUUAUCCCCCCACAAGCCCCAGGCCUUAAUACAGUCCAGAGCACUAUUCUCACAGGUUCCAUUGCCAGUAUCAUGAAGGAUUUGAUCUCAAGGCUUUUUGUCCGGAUUCAUGCUGGGGUGGUGCGACUUGGCCUUCCGAGGGGGUGAGUUGUAUUUGGGGUAUUGUCCCAGGUUGGACCGUUGCCGAGGGAGGUAACGGGUCGUAGCAGGUCUGAGCUGUCUGUUCUUUAUUGCCUUCCAAGGUGUCCGCCUCUGCUUCUUAGCCGUUGUUUUUGUGGCAGUGUCGUGCCCAGCUGGUAGUAGCCGAGUAGUAAUGCUAGUGGGAUCAUGCUAAGGUGUUUGUGCUGCUCUUGCAGCUCGUCGCUGGAUCCUUUGCCAGAAAAGCUCCCAAAGCUUUUCCAAAGUCCAGGAGAGUCGGUCGGGGAGGGUAACAAAUCUGCUCCAUUGAGUAGGGAGAGUGGCCGCCCCUCUCCAGCUCCCGUCAGUAACGGUGUUGGGUAAUGUGUUCCCCGGGUUGUCAGCUCACACACCGGUUGUUUAGCACACUGUGCAUUGAUUUCAAGCUUGUUUUUCAGUGUUUUUACACAAUGUGGGGACCGAUAUUGCACAAGCUCUGUUGGCUCACAUCCGCUCGGCAGCUUAGCUCCGCUUCCCCUCAUGUAUUAUUUUUUCUUUCUUUUCCUUUUCCUUUUUCAGCUUUUUUUUUUUUCUUUUACAGUUGAGGCAGAUGUGCUUAAUACAUAUGCUUUUCUUUUUUUUUUUUAAUUAAGUUUUUGUUUUAGGUACACCUACUUUCAUUAAUAUCCCUCUGAAGAAUGUUAUAUUUAGCGCAGCAUUCAUUGUUUGUCUUUUUUCGGAACCCUGCUGUACAGCACUACAGAAUGUGGUGGUGCUCUAUAGGUAAACUAUUUCUCUUCAUCAGCAGUGCAGGUAAUUGCAGUAUUAUAUUAAUUAAUGUACAUUUUCGGUCUCUCUCACUUUCCAACAGAAUGAAGCUUCGCCAGCAAGGACACCCCUCCAAUUUAAUUUAUAUUCCCCAACAACGGGAACAUGCAAAAUAAGCACUCCUCCUGUGGCCAAUAAACUCAAUGCAAAAGGUCUUCAGCAAGAUAAGAGACAAGGCAAGUCCAUUUUUUUCUGUGUUCCUUCAAAGCCGAAUUCUAUACAGCAGGGAAUAGACUUAACAUCUUAUAGCUUUUUAUUAAAGAGCUACUUCAUUCUACCUAUGUUCUGCAUCAGUUAUAGAUAAGUUACAGCAUACUUACUUUUUUUUCCGCAAAGCAACUUUAAAGUGCAUUCCGAGUACCAUAACCACUACAGCACACUUUUUACAUCUACUCCAUUCCCAAUGCUAACAGUCAGGGUAAUAUAUUACAGUCAGUAUUUAUGAAUGUAGAAUAUAGGCACAUUUUAAAUUCGAACGCAGUCGACAGCCAAUAAAAUUCCAGGAGAGGAAUAAGGUCAUCUCUUUUUUGAUUGCACACUGUUCCACCUACUGCACCAGAACUUGUCAAAUUUUUAAGCUGUUACUUUUUAAUGGUGAAGACAUUUUAAUGUGCAAAACAAUAUAUGCACAAACCAAACUAGGGAUUGUCUCUUAUUUUAAUUUACUUUGUAUUUAUACUCCUGUAUCAAACGGUUUCUGCAAAAAUGACAUGAAUCGUUUAUUACUAAAGGGAGAAUUUACAGUCAAUUCAAAGUGAAUUUCAAAUCGAAGGCGAAAAUAGCGGAACUGGAGCAUUUUUCUGGGUCAACUAUGCUGCCAGUUCAACUAUUUCGUUCUUACAUUUCCGAUGAAGAAUCCUUAAGAUUCUUUAUUCUCUUCAGGUACACGUUACAAACUGUAAAUUUAGUUUUAAUUUAGCAAAAUACAUAUUGUACGAAAUCCCAGCACCAAAUUAUUUUGGCAUGACUCUCCCUUUUCCCAGAGCGUAUGGCCCAACGUUAACUUCUGCUUUAUACGUUAGCAGGACAUUUGGUAUUGCUAAGACACUUUAAUACGUCCAAUAACUUAAUUGUCUGUUGCAAUCCAUAUUACAAUGGAAAUCUGUUUAUAACCAAAUUGGGUUUCAUAAUCUGUGUUAAAUACUAUUAUUAGUCUUUUAGGCAGAACAUCCUUGGACUGGAACUUGUCUUCUGAUGCUAUGUAUCCGUUUUCUAAACUAUUGGGAUCUUUCUACAGGUGAACCUGUUCAGUCUAAUCGUAAAGUGCCUGAAAGCACCAGCAGAGGGCAGCAUCCUACAGAUGAAAAUGCUGAGUAAGUCAGGUCGUAGCAUGUGUUAGUUGCCAUUGCCAUUCCACCAUAACUCACUGGGCUGACUCAGGAGAAAGACAUUGUAACACAAAAGGCUCUCUCUGGCAUUGCUGUGUGUAUUUUACUGGUUUUAUUGCAUUUUUAUUGAGAAACAAACGGAUUGUAUGUGAUACUGUGGUCCAAACAUGCUUUGAAAAACCUUUAAGACAAAGCAAUACAUUGCUCAGCUCCUCUUGUAUUUAAAAGCUAGUGCGCAUGAAAAAUAGACCAUGUCUGUACAAAGUGUGGUGCCUUCCAUGUGAUGCCCCCCCUAAAUAGGUCAUUUAAAAUUUAAAUAUCUUUGUUAUUCCUUAAACACAGAAUAUUUAUCAAUAUACCCCAUUAUAAAAGCCUCAGGUGAACUGUUAGACACCAGAACUAUGAAUUGUAAAUUACACCGCCAGUAAAGGUAUAUAAAAAUCUUCGUUCUGGCUAUUUCUUAGCAUUUUAUUUUUAUUUGUUUUUGUAACACCUGUUUUCAUAUACAAAUGCAUUAAUAUGCCGUGUUAUUCUGAUAUAUUUUGUUUUGUUCAAAAGGACUAACAAUAGUAAGAUGAUCUUUUUUUAGAUGGUGCGAUGCAUAUUUCUAUUACAUUUCGGUCAUGCACGCUUCAAAGAUUGUGGUAACCAUUCCCUGCUUGUUGGCUGUGAAAUAUGAGAUGAGAUUGUUUAUUGUUCUUUAUAAAGUUUAUAAUAUACUAUGCUGCGCUGUGCAUUGGAUAAAAGGUUAAUACCGUAGCUGGAAGGGAACAUGAAGUGGAGGGAGAGCCUGCGUUUUAGUUCUUAUUUGGGACAUUUUACAACUCGAACUGAUUGGCGAGACCAUCCCUCUCCACCUGUGCUAGGCUGCUGUUCAUAUCACCUUCUGGCAGAAGACUAUGUGUAAGGAGGUGAAAGUCAUAUAAGGUGACAUUAGGUCUUUCGAACAUUCCUGAAUUGCGCAGUUUGAAUAUUUUACAAUACGCUGACACGGACAUUGACAUUUCUCCACUUUGCUACCAAACUGUCCCUACCUCGGGAUUCGGGGAUAUCGCGAACAGAAGCAUAAGAUCCUGGUAAAUGACAAUUGUAUUCAGUCCUUCUGAAGGACCAGAUUGAAAUUUUCACUGUUGCUUGGAUUACAUGUCUAUACUUCAAUAUCAAUCUUCAGCUUUGCGUGGUUAUUCUGGAGGGGAGAGUGAGGCUCCCUGCCUGUAGUUUGUCAGUGCAUAGGAGUCUCCUUAUGACAAGAGACAUGAAACAUUAUCCCAUGUGUAUCAAGUACAGUUUGGGAAUAAAAGGGCUAAAGGUGGAGCAAUCAGCUGGAUCUUAUAGAUGGUUUCCAUGGUGAUCGCUCCACUAUCAGAAUUUCACCCCCAAAUUGCUCUCUAUAGAGAACUCUAAAUAUCUGACAGCAUUUCAACAGCUCACAGACUGAGAUAUUCCAAACAGUUCUGGAUUAUUGGUUAUUUUAGGGUUUUAAAAAUGUUACUAGGCAGUCGCUCUCUUCAGUAGCAGAUUGCAUGGCCCUAAUGUUGUCAGAUCUUUUAUUACAUAUAGGUGUUUUAUUUAUUAAACCGGGUAUUGUGGAGACUUUGUGAGCUUGCAAAGUAUUUAGAUAUUUAGAGCUGAAUAAUUGUCCCAGUUAAGCUAUAUUGGCCUAAUAUUUGCAGUUCCCAUUUCAGUUGGUUAUUAUACCAGUUCGGCUGUAUUGGCCUAAAUGUUGAAAUUCGCCUUGGAUACAAGUAUAUAAAGUCUCUGGAAAUCUCUCCUUCAUAAAUAACCUUGCAUAGAGUUAUCGUGUAUGGAAGAGCAUUCUCAACACAUCACAUUUUAGUUGGUUGAGAUCUGUAGGCCAUUGGGGAUUUUCUGUAAUAUUUGGUGAUUUGAAAUUAAAAAGCUAUUAAUAGGGGGAGGUUUUUUUACAUCUCUGCUUCUUCUCUUGUAGUGUCCUGGACUUGCUGUCACGCUUUGAAAAAUCAGCAGAUGCGUUUUUGAAAAUGAGACAAAGUUUAAAACAUUUGCAGGUCAGUUUUUUUUUUUUUUUUAAUGCUUCACAAGUAAUUGAUUAAGAGACUUGAUUCCUUAUGCUGCAUUUUUGUAUAAUUUUUAAGUUUUUGUUUAGAAAUAAAGCUGUGGAUUAAAUAUCAGUAUUACUUGAAAGGAUCAUCCACUGCCCAAAUACAAAAUUAAUAAAAUUCACUGUUUAAUACAUAUACCUCAAAUGAAAACUUGCAUGUAUUUUAGGGAUCGACCGAUUAUCGGUUUUAUUGAUAUUAUCGGCCGAUAUUCGUUAUUUUCUGUAAUAUCGGUAUCUGCCAAUAUAGAUACCGAUAUUGCCGAUAAUACAUACCAAGACCGGCAGCAAGCUGUUACUUCAGCUCCCAUGUCAAAUCUCGAGAGUCCCGCGGCUGCAGAGCGUUGCCAUGGGUUACCAUGGCAAUCCUCCCCGCGGCACACAGGCCGCGAGAAUUACACUGGGGAGCUGCUGGGAGGUAACAGCUUGCUGCCGGCCCCCCUACUGCACUGCCCAUGCCACUGGACCACCAGGGAAUGCCAUAUCCCCCCUCCCUGGAAGGUAACAAGCAGGGAGGGUGGACAAAAAAUAAAAACAUAUAAAUAUUACAAUAAGAAAAACACUGCAGAUAAGAAAUGUUUAAUAAAACAUAUAAAUAUUAAAAAUACAAUUAAAAUAAAAAAAUGCCUCCCCUCCUGCCCAUUUUAUACAAAUUACAUCCCUUCACAAACACACACUAUACAAACACACACACACUGCAUUCAUUAUAUACACACUAUACAAACACACACACUGCAUUCAUUAUAUACACACUAUACAAACACACACACUGCAUUCAUUAUAUACACACUAUACAAACACACACUGCAUUCAUUAUAUACACACUAUACAAACACACACUGCAUUCAUUAUAUACACACUAUACAAACACACUGCAUUCAGUAUAUACACACUAUACAAACACACACUGCAUUCAUUAUAUACACAAUAUACAAACACACACUGCAUUCAUUAUAUACACACUAUACAAACACACUGCAUUCAUUAUAUACACACUACACAAACACACACACUGCAUUCAUUAUAUACACACUAUACAAACACACACUGCAUUCAUUAUAGACUCACUAUACAAACACACACACACUGCAUUCAUUAUAUACACACUAUACAAACACACACUGCAUUCAUUAUAUUUAUACACACUAUACAAACACACAUUGCAUUCAUUUUAUAUACACUAUACAAACACUGCAUUCAUUUUAUACACACUAUACAAACACACACUGCAUUCAUUUUAUACACACUAUACAAACACACACUGCAUUCAUUUUAUACACUAUACAAACACACACUGCAUUCAUUAUAUACACACACUAUACAAACACACACACUGCAUUCAGUAUAUACACACUAUACAAACACACACUGCAUUCAGUAUAUACACACUAUACAAACACACACUGCAUUCAUUAUAUACACACUACACAAACACACACUGCAUUCAUUAUAUACACACUACACAAACACACACACUGCAUUCAUUAUAUACACACUACACAAACACACACACUGCAUUCAUUAUAUACACACUACACAAACACACACACACUGCAUUCAUUAUAGACUCACUAUACAAACACACACACACUGCAUUCAUUAUAUACACACUAUACAAACACACACUGCAUUCAUUAUAUUUAUACACACUAUACAAACACACACUGCAUUCAUUGCAUUAUAUACACACUAUACAAACACACACUGCAUUCAUUUUAUACACACUAUACAAACACACACCAUUCAUUUUAUACACUAUACAAACACACACACACACUAUAUACACACACUAUACAAACACACACACUGCAACACACACACACACUAUACAAACACACACUGCAUUCAGUAUAUACACACUAUACAAACACACACUGCAUUCAUUAUAUACACACUACACAAACACACACUGCAUUCAUUAUAUACACACUACACAAACACACACACACACUAUACAAACACACACACACUGUCUAAACACACACACACUAUACAAACACACACACAGCAUUCAUUAUAUACACACACACUAUACAAACACACACACAUAUACAAACACACACACACUAUACAAACACACACACACACACUGUAAAACACACACACACACACUAUACAAACACACACACACACACUUUAUGCAAACACACGCCACACACGCACUAUGCAAACACACACACACACUAUACAAAACACACACACACAUAUACAAACACACACACACACACACUAUGCAAACACACACACACUAUACAAACACACACACACACUAUACAAACACACACACACACUAUACAAACACACACACACACUAUACAAACACACACACAGCAUUCAUUAUAUACACACACUAUACAAACACUGCAUUCAUUAUAUACACACACACACACUAUACAAACACUGCAUUCAUUAUAUACACACACACACACUAUACACACACUGCAUUCAUUAUAUACACACACACACACUAUACACACACUGCAUUCAUUAUAUACACACACACACACUAUACACACACUGCAUUCAUUAUAUACACACACACACACACUAUACACACACUGCAUUCAUUAUAUACACACACACACACUAUACACACACUGCAUUCAUUAUAUAUACACACACACUGCAUUCAUUAUAUAUACACACACACUGCAUUCAUUAUAUAUACACACACACUGCGUUCAUUAUAUAUACACACACACUGCGUUCAUUAUACACACACUAUACCAACACACACUGCGUUCAUUAUACACACACUAUACAAACACACACUGCGUUCAUUAUAUAUAUAUAUAUAUCUAUAUAUAUAUAUAUAUACACACACUGCAUUCAUUAUAUACCGUAUUUAUCGGCAUAUAACACGCACCUCAUUUUAAGAAGGAAAUUUCAGGGGGAAAAAAACUUAAAUUUCAAAUAAAGAACUUCUUACCCCCUUCUUACUCCCCCCUUUCUUACUCCCCCCUCCCCCUCUUCUUACUCCCCCUCUUACCCCCUUCUUACUCCCCCCUCUUCUUACCCCCUUUGCCUCCCCCCCCCCUCCCCUCUUCUUACCCCCCUUUCUUGCCUCCCCUCUUCUUACCCCCUUUCUUACUCCCCCCCUCUUCUUGCUUCCCCCCCUCCCCUCUUACCCCCUUCUGCCCCCUCCCCCCCUCUUCUUACCCCCCCCUUUCUUCCCCCACUCCCCCCUCUUCUUGCUCCCUCUCCCCUCUUCUUGCCCCCUUUCUUACUAUCCCCUCCCCUCUUCUUGCCCCCUUUCUUACUCCCCCUCCUCCUUCUUGCCCCUCCCUCUGCAGGACAGGGUUUCUGUUCCUGUACCCGGUCGGACUGACAGGAAGGUGCACACUGAGCGUGCACCUUCCUAUCACUCCGGCCGACCACCGCGGACAGCAGAGCAGCUCAGCCACGCGGGAGGGGAGGUGAGAACCAACUGCAGCCGCCUGACCGCUCUUGACAGAGCGCUCAGGCGGCUCCAGCAUUUAAAGGGCCGGCGUAUAACACGCACCCAUAGUUUGCCCCCUAUUUUCAGGGAGAAAAGUGCGUGUUAUACGCCGAUAAAUACGAGAGAGAGAUAUAUAGAUAUAUAUAUAUAUAUAUUGCAUUCAUUAUAUAUGUAUACACACACACAUUGCAUUCAUUAUAUAUGUAUACACACACACACAUUGCAUUCAUUAUAUAUGUACACACACACACACACACACACACACACACACACAUUGCAUUCAUUAUAUAUGUACACACACACACACACAUUGCAUUCAUUAUAUAUGUACACACACAUUGCAUUCAUUAUAUAUGUAUACACACACACACAUUGCAUUCAUUAUAUAUGUAUACACACACACACACUGCAUUCAUUAUAUAUAUAUGUAUACACACACACACACUGCAUUCAUUAUAUAUGUAUACACACACACACACUGCAUUCAUUAUAUAUAUAUACACACACACACUGCAUUCAUUAUAUAUAUAUAUAUAUAUAUAUAUAUAUAUAUACACACUGCAUUCAUUCAUUAUAUUAUAUACACACACCCUAUACAAACACACACUGCAUUCAUUAUAUACACACACUAUACAAACACACGCACACACUGCAUUCAUUUUAUACACACACACUAUACACACACUGCAUUCAUUAUAUACACACACACUAUACAAACACACACUGCAUUUAUUAUAUACACACACACUGCAUUCCUUGCGCGCGCGCACUGCAUUCCUUGCACGCGCGCACUGCAUUCCUUGCGCGCGCGCACUGCAUUCUAUAUAUAUAUAUACACACACACACACCAUUCAUUAUAUAUACACACACACACACACACCAUUCAUUAUAUACACACACCAUUCAUUAUAUAUAUAUAUACACACACACACUGCAUUCAUUAUAUAUAUACACACACACACUGCAUUCAUUAUAUAUACACACACACACUGCAUUCAUUAUAUACACACGCUGCAUUCAUUAUAUACAUACACACACACGCUGCAUUCAUUAUAUACAUAUAUAUAUAUAUAUAUAUAUAUAUAUGCACGCACACAGCUCCCCUGUCUAAACACAUUGCAUGCACUACAUGUUGCAUGUAUAUUUUGUGCAUUUACCUUUAGAAAUGGUUUAUUUUUUGAAAAUGGUAAAUGUACAGAAUAUCGGCACGUUAUCGGCUAUCUGCCUGAAAGUUUACAGAUUAUCGGUAUCGGCUUUAAAAAAAAAAACAAUAUUGGUCUAUCCCUAAUGUAUUUAAUUAUGCAUUUUUCUUUGCGGUUAUAUAUAUAAAAACAGUUUGCGAUAUCUGCAGUUCUCUUUUUGGCAGCCUUUGUAAGCCCUCCCCUUUAACCACACCCAGACAUUCUGUGGCUGCCCAAUCACAGACUUCCCAAUGCAGUUCAAUGAGAAGUCUUUGCAAGGCAGCUGUUCUGGGCCCUUGCUGUCUCUUGGGUUUAGCUCCACUGAGCUAAACAAACCAGUAACUAACAGGACCUGUUGUCUGCUUGUAAGCCAAGGGGGCGGAACCAAGUUAAUUUUAUAAAAGUGCCCAUUUCUGUUGGAAUCUGCACUUUUUACAAAAUGAAAAAAGAGGACACAGUCUUCACACAUAAAGCUUUUCAGCAAGCUAAAGUGCUUUAUGGAUCUGCAGUGUCCAUUUAACUGUAAACCACUAAGCUAAACACUCUCCAGGGUGCAUUUUGCAACCAUUUUAAUGCGUUCUAGUGAAAAUGUUUUAUACAUGUAAAUAAAAAUGUACUUCCCCCCCAAAACCUCCCUCACCAGACUUUCCAACCAGUAGAUGAUCUUCUCAUAGCCUUCAAAGAAAAAAGCUUUGUGUUCAGGUAAACUUCUGAGUGUAGCAUCACACACAGACAAAUGGUACUACUGGGGAAGCUCUUGGUCUGUGGAAAAAAUGUCAACUGCUGUGAAUACAUUUAUUCAAAUCAUACAACUCUCUCAUUGGAGAUACUCGUCCUGUAAAUAGGAGACAAUGGGGACUUCACUCUUCAUUGCACAAAAAACCCACGAUUCGUUCUUUGCGAGAUGUUCUAUCUCAUACAUUGUUUCAUCUUUGUCGCUUGGAGAGGCCCUUUAACUGUAAUUAAAAACAUUUAUAAAUUUUGGUUUAUGACUUUUAGUGAUAAGUCUACACAUACAGGGUUAUUCAGUGUGAAAUGUCAAAUUGGGGAAAUUCAGCUAUGUUUUUACUUCAGCUAUUUUGGCAUAAAAUUAGAAUUUCACUCUAAAUUCACUGUGAAUUCCUGGAAACUCAUUAUUUAGUGAAUAAUUCUGUCUGCAUACCAGAGGUAAUCCCCUCUUACUGAUUCCCGAUUAGUUGUAAAAUGAUUAACAAAGAAAAAAAAUAAAGUGUACAUAGUCAUAUUUCUUUAGGAGAAAAUACCCCAGUCCCUGUGUUUGUGUGUAUAUAUAUAUAUGUAUGUGUGUAUAUAUGUGUGUGUAUAUAUAUAUAAUUUAUAUAAUACAUUUUCAUAUUUAUGUUAAUUAUAGGAAAUUCUAACAUCUCAGCAUUACAACCUUCUGUAAGGCACAAACAGGACAUUUCAAGCAAAUUAAAGUUUUUAAUGUUUACGCAAACCUUAAUAUCUCCGCUCAGGAUGGUCCUAGUUUACUAACAGCUGAUCUGUAGAGAAUCCAAGGUGCUUGUACAUAUAUUAACAUUCUUGUUUUUUAGACUUAGAACUUAAGUCCUAAUGUAGUGCUAAAGAUUGCUGAAUAUUUAUAAUGUGAAGGGUUUAAGUCUUUUAUUUUUUAUUUUCGGGUGGGGUGUUACCUAUGCAUAGUGUGCAUACAGAACAUUUCAGGCUUAAGAUGGGUCUUAUUUUUAUUCUAUGAGGGCGAGAGAGACACAGUUUUUUUUUUUUUACAUUUUCCCUUAAUUUUGAGUUAAAUAUCACUGGUAGGUGACCAGAGCAAAAACCUACAUUUUCCCAGAUAUAAGUCUAAUAUGGUAAUAUUCUGCUGGGGAAAAAAAAAUACUUUGAGAUUCCACCGGCUACAGAAUUAUGUCUAGUAGACUUUUGGAGAAAAGCUUCUUUUAUUCAUAUGUUUUUGAGAAAUGAGCAGAUGUCAUAUAAGCAUAUAACAAUUAUUAAAAAUGAACAGUAAUUAGGUUUAUUAUUGACACACCAGAAUUUUAAAUUCCAUAUUUGGCUAAAAACUAUUCAGGCAUCACUUUCAUCUAACACACUUCAGCUCCUGGCAUUUAACUUGCAGUAAUGCAACCAACACACCGACAAGCUGUGUUCACCGGUUUGCUGGAUUGGGCACAGCUGCACAUGCAGAGAAAAGUCUUCCUGUCUGUUGCCAAUAUUAAAAAUAUAGUUGCGUUUUGGACCUCAAUGACAAAUAUAAGAUAUCUUAUGUCAGCUACACCUCUGUCGACAAACACACAGGACAUGGAAACCUACUCAAUUGUAGAGUAGAAGAGGAUUCUGGAAUGUUACUUUGCAUGAUAUCCCUUGUCUAUGCCCUUAUUCACGGUUAGUGCCAGACAGUAGCAUUGUUGAUCACAAUAUAUAUAAAACACGUCAAGCGUACAAAUGGAUGAAAUUUACUUUUUGUGGCCUGGACUCAGAAUGACAGGUCAUCGUAAAUGCCAGAAGUAUGAGACAAUUCUGUGGUUUGCCAUAUAUCUCAUGAUUGCAGGGUGAUAUGCAUUCUGUACCCAGUGAACCCCCCUAAAUGCUGGGAGUGCAGCAUUGGCCCUUCUGUUCCACAACACAUCUCUCAGUUUGUACAUGAGCUUUCUGAAAUAUGCAACUCUGAACUGGAUAACGCAGCGGGUACUUGAGCCUGCCCUGCGUGCCAGAGUUAUAAUUGCCGACAGAGCAUUCCAACGGGUGGAUCGCUGCAAAUGCUUACAUGGCUUUGUGUGGUGCUGGACAUGUGGGCUUCUGUUUACCCAAUUUAGGAGGAAGCUGUUGUAAUGUGUCUCUAGCUGUUAACAGCACAUGCUGUGACAUUUACAGCAGCACCGGCUGCAUAUAUGAAUUUCAAGUGUGACACUUGCACAGCAAGGUGGGUGGUUUAGAACUGACAGGCUGAACAGAGCGAUUUACACAGAGAAAGCAUGUGUUGUCUUUCUAUAGCUUUUAUCUGGGUUUGUGUCUUUUUUUUGUUUGUUUUUCUGAGCUAUCUCCUGAAAGCUUGUCAUUCCAAAAUUCUGCUACUCAUAUAAAAAGGUAUUCCAAAAUAAUAUUUGUAUCUUCUACUUUACCCAUCUAUUGAAUUCACAUGUGCUAUUUAAGAAGUCCAAUAAUAUUUCUUUCUUUUUUAAAUUGUUCAUAUAAUUAUACAGUGAGAUUGUGUUUCCCUAAAUAAACAGAAAACAAGGGUUAUUUAUCAAACUGGCAAUUGCAAAUGGAAUAAUCAACUUUCUUCAACACUGUUUUUUGAGUUUUGUCCUGAAAUUUGCAGUUUCCUUCUGAUACAUUGGCCGCUUUAAUCAGAAAAGUGAGAAUCAGGAUUUCAAAGGGCAUUUCAAAUCUAUGGCCAAAAUAAAUAUUCCAAGUCAUCUAUGCUUCAAUUUCAUCUACUUUGGCCUUAUAUUUGAUAUUUGCUAUGAUUUUCCUACAGUUCUUUCUCUAGUGAAUAGCCCUGUUAGUGUUGGGAUUAAAAUAUUAAAAUUGUUGUAUUUCACUUGUUCUGGAUUAUAUUUUCGUGUGAUGUACAACACCAGCUUUGUAAUCCGUUGGCUCCCAGAUCAAUGCAGUUGUAUAUUGUGACCAGUUUUUAUGGAUGUUACUUGAAAUGCAACAUACAGGAGGUUUGUGUACAGUGGAUAAUGCUAUAGACUGGAGGAACACUUUUUUUUUACUGGUCGUAUCGAAUAAGGAUACUUCAUCGGAAUUAAGUUAUUAUGGUAGCUGGAGUUCGCUUUCACCGACAUACCUUCAGGAUUAUAAAUCUUUAAUGAAAGGUUUCACCCCCUACAGUGCUUUGUAGUCCAAGGCUUCAAUAUGGAAGCCAAGGACAGGAGUACUGCGUAGUAGCUGCUCAUUCACUAAACAGCGUGAUACAAAUAUGUUCUCUACAUAUCAGCGUUGCCCCAGUGUAAGGCUCCCUGAUUGAAGUGUUUGACUGCAAAGGAUGUUCGGGAGCAGAGCUGCUGGACGAAAAAUUUUGUGGUUCCUGUUUAACCCCUGACGGUAUGCUGGUGCUCUGGUCCUCCUAGCACCAUAACAACUUAAUUCAGAUGAAGUUAUGGUACCCGGAGUGUCCUUUUAAUAAGAUGUGGUUGUUGGUUAAUGUAUAAAAGGACAUUUUACUUUCACAGCCUUUAACCCCUUAUCGUUCCACGGUUUGCUAACGAUAGAUUCACAGCCAGUCUGUUAAACACACACAGUACUGUGAUUUUAAUGCAUCAUUCUUAUACACUGUGUACGCUCUGUUUCUAAAACAUUAGCAUGUCUCACUGCAUUAUCAGUGACUUCUCAUGAUCCAGCAUUUUUCAGAUCAUAGCAUGAAAUAGGACAAAUAAUACACAGCUCAGGAUUUACAGUCUUGUUUUUUGUUUGUUUUUUAUGUAUUUACCAACUCCAAGUGCUUUCAUCUUUUAACAUUUGCAAUCUGUAUUCGUGUUCCAGCAGUUUGGAUUCUGGUCUGGUCACCUUAGUGAGAACACUGAGUUUUAUCAUAGAAUAAUUGGCAUAGACCAGCUGUUUAUUGCACAAGGUAUUAGUGCUGCACUGUAAGGGCGCUUUGUAUCAUCUGGUGACUCUUCCUGACUGUACUGCUUUUAUUAAUGCAUUGUCCCAUUCGACCGGUUGUUUUAGGCUUUGGAGGGCAGCAGAGAGCUUGGACAUCUCACAGGAUUUGGAAAUUCAUCAAACGACCUGAAAGCUGAGCUGCAGAAAACAAAAGUUCUGAGUAAGUGGAUCUGUCCCCAUUCUUCUAAGGUUGACAUUACUCAAACCAGUAAAUACAUUAGGUCCCAGGCUUCUCCUGAGAGCCUGACAAAAACAGGUUCCUUAACCCUUCCAGGUAAGUCACUCACCUCUUACAGGAGCAGGGUCCUUAACCCUUUCAGGUAAGUCACUCACCUCUUACAGGAGCAGGGUCCUUAACCCUUCCAGGUGAGUUACUCAACCCUUACAGGAGCAGGGUCCUUAACCCUUCCAGGUGAGUUACUCAACUGUUACCCACCUCUUAGAACUGUAACACAUGGAAUGGCCCUUGAGUAAAUGAUCCUAAUUAUUGUUGUGGCACAUUACAGGAAAUCUAUAAUCACAGCUCUGUAUAAUCCCAUUUCAAUUAAAAUGUAAUUGUGUGUAAGUUGUAUUUUUUUGUUUUGUAUUGUUUUUACCCAUAGUUCAAACGUUUUGAAAAUAUAGUUUUUCCUUACAGACGGUGGGGGGGAACAUUUUCUGUGAGCACUUUUAGCAAUGUUUCCCUUAGCUAGUACUCAGGAAGUGCUCUGUAUAGCAUGUGCAAGAAAAUGGCUUCCCCGGACAGUUGGAAAACAGCAGUGUGGUUCUACAUCAAUGAAUUUUUUUUUUAAAUUAAAUAAGCUUUAUUAACUAAAGUUAUUCAGUGAUCUAAAAAUCUGAAUAUUUCUCUGUGCAUUUCAGCAAUGUUUAAUUUGCCAAACAUUUGCUUCAAUUUCAUUUUCAGGUACUGAUUUAUAGUUUAAGUAAGAGUUGCCAAUGAGUGUCAAUGCUUCUAAGCUUUGCAGCUUACCUUCAGCAUAGAGAAAGUAUUCAGGGAAGCGAAGAAGAAAUGUUUGUUUUUGCUCAUUCGCAUUGUAUGCCCUGGCCGUGCCAGGAUAUUUCAUCAUUUAGUACAUUUUUAUUCUAACAUAAAAAAGGUUACCACAAAUGCUAGGUGAUUCCCACUGUUUAAUUCAGUUGUGUUCUUGCCAGAGAAGUGAUGGCACUCAUUUUAAGCCUGGUUUUAGUUCAAUAAAUCUUCUGUAGCAUUACAAAUAAAAAGUUAAAAAUGUUUUUGGAAAGUGAUUCCACAAUAAAAGAUUUCAGCUGAAAGGCCAAAAAUAAUAUUCGUUUAUAUGCAGAUGCUUGAUUGUAAUUUAUUAUAAUUGCACCCAUUUUUUUUACAUUUCAGACUUACACCUUUUAUAAAAUGCUUCCCAAACGCAUUUUUCUUCUCCCCACAAAUGUUAUAAUUUUAUAAUGUUUUGUUAGUCUACCUCCAGAAUAGAAGUUUGCUAAUACUUUUCAGAAUGAAUGGAACAUUAACACAAAGGCCUUUCUAAAUACUCUAUAAGGCUGUGUCAUGUCUGUUUCUAUGUGAUGCUCCACAGUGCAGGAGAGCGCAAGAAAACUUGUCAAUGUGUCACAUUGAUAGUUUGUCCUCAGUGUAUUUAGAAGCUUCUCUCGUAACUUGUAAAUGCCCAUUACAGAAUAGUUUCUGGACAACUGUGAAUAGGAUCAUGAACUUUCACUUUUCUUAAUAUUACAUCAUUGAAUAGAACUUAGAAAAUCACCUGUUAAUGCUUUUUCAUGUGACGCUCUGUUUUCUUUUAAACUCAUAUUAAAGAUUUAGCAAAUCCCGAUCAUUCCAUGCCCAGCCUCUGUGCUGACUGUCCGCUGCUGCGCUUUCAAAAGGACACCGCUUAUAACUAUGAUUUCAUUUUAUUUUUUACACCUCACAAAUGCCUAUUUGUUAAAUAUAAAAUUAUAUAAAUAUUAAAAUUCCGGGUACAAGUUCUGCCAAAAUCCUUACAAAUGAGCGGUUAUUCAACUUUUUUGUUUGACUGUUUAAUAAAUAAAUCUUCUCUCCUCUGUGGCUAGUGAUGGAUAUAGGUAUUAAAAAAAAAAAAAAAAUAUGCUUGUGUGAGAGAAAAAUCUUAGUGCAACAUGUGUUGUGCACCUCCGAGUCCCUUUGUUAUGCAGGUGUUAGAUCAGGGAUGCCCAAAAGGUAGAUCCUCAGAUGUUGUAGAACUAGAACUCCCAUAAUGCUCUGCAUGUUUUUAGAAUGACAAAGCAUCAUGGAAGCUGCAGUUUGAAAACAUCUGGGGAUCUACUUAUUGGGCACCCCUGUGUUAGAGGAUCACAUCCAAAUAACGAACAUGUUGUUCAGUGUGACCGCUGACCUGUGUGGGAAAAUUCUUUGGGUUGCCCUAUUCUUGAUAAAGUGAAGAGGCAAUUAGGUGCAAGACUAGUUGGUCCAUAGGUGAUAAAAUGGACAGAGAAGUCACAGAUGGGCUUCUUUUGUACAAUAUGAUUCACCUAAGCACCAUACACAAGGAAUCAGCUGAUGUCUUUAGUCGGGGCGCUCUUUGAAAUGACAUGACCAUAUAAUCUGUACCUGCUUAUUCCCAAUAUAUGCUCCAAUAGCUGACAUGGAUAAUUUUGGAUAUACAUUUUGCAGUAUAGUUGUCAGGCAGCACACACCACAGUUUAGAGAAUAAGCCCCUAUGAAUGCAAUGAUUUUGUUGAUUUCAUUCACCCAUUGACUCAAACCCCAGAACUGACCUGACAUUUUCUAUUCUUUUCUAGUAUCUGAAGCAAGAAAAAAGAAGCAAAAGAUUUGUUAAAGGUAACAAUGACAGUGAUUUCGGCUUGUUAACUUUAAUGUAUUUUGGAGGGGGAAAGCUAGUUCUUUCAAUUGGACCUCUACCUUAAUUAAGCAGGAGGCUGUGAAAAGAGAACAUGGAAUUUUGAGCUACCUACGUCACAUGUGGUUAUAACUAGCCCCUGGCACACAAGCAGAAAUACUGCACAUAUAGAUUCCCACCAACAUGACCACUUCUAAUCACACAAGAAUAGAGGCAGCUGGAAAAAUUAUAAAGCUCACAGGGGUGACAUCGCAUUAAAUGACGGAUCUCUUUGGAAUCCAAUGGGUGAUACUUUUUGAGCCUCUUCCCUGUAGAAUUGUUAGGAAAUCGCUUGCCCUGGUGGAGCGAAGGACUCACAGGGUUGUUCACUAAAAUGAGAAUUCAAAGUGAAUUUCAAAUUUAAGGUCAAUAUAGCUGAAUUGGAAAACAUUUUCCAAGCCAGCAAUGCUUCUGGUUCAGCUAUUUUGCCCUUAAAUGUGAAACUUGGAAUACUCACUUGUAUUGUGUACCACAGUAAGAUAAAGGCUUGUUAGGUUUCUUUGAGAAUUGUUACAUUAGUGCUAAAGCAUGUAGCAGUUGGAAACACUGUCCGGCUUAUUCACCAAAUUAGAAAUUCACUGGCAGGGUUAUUUACUAAAACCAAAACUGCUAGGAGUUCACAAAUUACACCUAAAUAGCAAACUUCUUAAAGUCAAUUCUGCCUCCUGCUGUUUGGCUUUAAAUUUAGAAUUCACUUUGAAUUAUUGGCAAUUCUCACUUCAACUAAUCACCCUGUAGCAAAGUUCUAUUUCUAGGCUAAAAUUGCUGAAAUUGAACAUUUCCUGCCUCCUCACAGUUUGGUGAAUAACAGUGUAUGUAAAAAAAAAAAUAGAUUUAUUAAAUAAUAUACAUGUCCACGAAGAGGGCCACAAUGUCCGUGUUUACAGAUGGUAAAAUACACUCCAUUUUCCUAAGCUGCUAAUCGUUAAGGUUGCUGGUGCUGAAAACGUUUUAACAGACAGAAUGCUCCCUGAUAUGUAACACUUAGAAUGUUAAAAAAAAAAAAAUGGACCUCACAGGCUUCCUUUAUACGUCAUGCAUGGGUCUAUAUACUGUACCUUAAACACCAAAUUGUAACUUGUCUUUCCCUCCCCACCCCCCAAUCCCAAAAUCAGCACUUUUUAGUUACAUUUUGUGAUUUGGAUUUUAGUUCCAUACAGUUUGGUGUUUAGUGUAUUAACCCCUUGGUCUCUGGUAAGGAGCUUUGACAGUAUUUUAGUGAAGUGCUUUUAAUAUGACUUUAAGCAGCAGCAGCAGCAUACCAUAGUAUGACUUCCUUUAAUUACUUUUAGUUUGUAUGUGUCUUGUUCAUUGUAUCCUUGCAGAUAACUAGUAUCAGUGGUGAUUGUGAGGUUUUCUCUUGCCCUGUUUAACUAUGUAAACUUUACCUACCGUGCUUUGCCCUGUCUCAAGGUGUUGUGCCUGCAGACAUUGGGCUUGAAAAGCUCUGUUGUGGCUUCCUGCUGUGACAAUCAAUUCUCUUGUGUUUCAGGUCACUGCUACUUCCUGCAUAAGCUCUGCACAUGUUGAGAAAGGUUUUCAUUGAGCUAAACCCGUAUGCGCAUUACAGGGGCUGCAAGGAACUGCUCGGGAAUGUGUGAUUUACCAGCAGUUUAGAUGGAGUUAUAUCCUGCUUCGAAGACAAGUGCACAGCAUCCAUCACGGCCCUUCGCUGGCUUAACCUUGCCCAGAGAAGUGGCAGACAGAAGUAUUUAGUAUCAGAUCCCUUUGUCAGCAGUGGAGGGCAGCCACGGGCUUGUUGUACAAAACUUAUGGAAAAGAAAUUUGGAGACAACUGGGAACUUCUGUUGAUUCCAGCACUUUAACACAAAAUUCAAUAUUUAUUUCCGCUGGCUAGAUUUUCAAAAGGCAAAAUUUAUGUCUCUUGUUUUGUUGGGGAAUGAGUGAUUCUUGGGGCCAAUUUUAGCUGCACAUUGCAAAACAUUUCAUGUCCAAUAAUCCACUGCUGUGAGUCCAGCACCUUAAAAUUACAUAAUAAAUUCACAUUACUAAACAAUUAAUUAUCCGUGAUUUCAGCCAGGCUAAGUAGGGAGACAUGCUGAGCAAUUAAAUAGGAACUUUCUGUCUCGAUUAUUUUUAGUGUAUGUAUCCCAGUGCACAUUGUCCAUGUGUAUAUUUAUCAUACCAAGCACAAGUUAUUGUAAAUUCAGACUGGCUUUUAACUGCAAAGGUUUGUUUUCGCAAUGUUAGGGUAUUUUUUUUUUUUUUUCUUAGUUCAUUUAUUUUUUUUUAAUCUGUUUGCAUAUUUACGAUAUAUAAAAUAAUUGAAAAUUGUCGGUUAUUUUGAGGACUGUUAGAGGAUACUUAGAGUGUUUUAAAAGUUAUUAAAUCCUCCCAUUAUUUUGAUCAUGUUUAUUAAAUUGAUCUAAAAAGUGCCAGUUUUCUUUAUGGUAAAUUGUGCCGGUUUCAAUAGAAACUCCCAUUUCAGAACGCUGCAAAAUCUUGGGGAAAAUAAGUGAAAUGGAAUCUUUUUUUUUUUUUUUUUUGUCUAAAAUUUGGUGGGAAAAUUGAUAAAUCUGUUUUGUUGCCGAAAAAAUAGUGUACGUUCAAAAAUGACUGUUAGGGUGCAAAUGAAGCAACAGAUGAGAACAUCUGACAGUUAAUACUUAUGCAAAAAUUUUUGAAAAUUAGCCUUUAACGUGUCAGAUACAUUUUGAAAAGCUCUUCCCCAUUGUGCUUCUUAAAUGUUCAUGCUUUCUUUAUGGUGAUUUAUGUAUUCCUAUGAUUUCUGUAGUUCCUGCAAGUUUUGUUCCAUUGGGAAGCUUAGGCCACGUUGGUUUUAAAAGGGAAUUGUUACUUUAAAGGAUUGGUAAUGUUAUUAUAUACAGUGGGACCUCGGUUUACGAAUUUAAUGCGUUCUCCGGGACGUUUCUUAUUGCGAACAAUUUGUAAACCAAGACGCGGUUUCCCAUAGGAAUGCAUUGAAAACCAAUUAAUCCGUUCUGGAGGUCGGAAAAAGUCAAAAUGAGCUGGCAUGGAAACCAACCCACAAUGCAGAACACACAAUAAAAUGCAUGCAAACGAUGAAGCUCAGCUCCCUACCUUUCCACAGCUUGAGAAAUGCACCAAAAAGUCCCAAAACAACUGCAAACAAUUUCCAGAAUGGCUCCAAACGUCACUCCAACACCUCCACACUCGACGCCACAUUCUAUCCACAGGCUCCAGCAUGCAGGGGGCGGUGCUAUAAACCUCCCAGGUGCAAUGCAUCCUGGGGAAACUUGCUUUGUAUUGCGAAAAAAAUUUGUAAACCGAGGCAUUAUUUUCAAUGGAUUUUCAUUUGUAAACCGAAAAUUAUGUUUACCGAGGCGUUUGUAAACCGAGGUCUCACUGUAUUUAUGAAAAAUAAAAUUUGAUGUAGAAAUGUACACUUUAUCCUGAAACUGGCUCCAUCGUAGCCAUGCCAGAUCUGAUUGUAAAGUAAUUAAUUUGAAUAUUUAAAGGAAAAUAGGGCAUCACAUGAGAAAAAAAAGUUAGUGCAAAAUUAAUGUUUUACUAAAUGCUGUAAUUCCUGGUAUGUGGUUUGUAAAAUAAAAAAAGUAGCUAGAUAUUUAGGUCAGUAUUUCUGAUUCUAAGUUUUCACUGGGACCAAAUAUCACCUUUUGUAAAAUAAAUGCUAUCCUUAUUUCUUUAUAUUACUUUAUAAUGUUUUACCGAACCAAGUACCAUAUAUUUAUUACUGUCCUCAAAUGUACUUUUAUAUACUAUAUCCAAAAUAUUUUAUUCAUCAAAGACUUGUCCUGUGAUUUUACUUUUUUUCCUAAUUAAAUUCUUUCUCCUCGUUUGGUAAUAUGUUAUUGUUUUAAAUGAUUAAUGUUAAUAUUACUGAAUUUUUUUUUAAACCUUAAUUCCAUCGCAGAUGGUCUGGAGUCCCAUGCCAUUGUACUUCAAUUCAGUAUUAAACAGUUUAUACUGUUUUCGUGCUAAACAGUCUCUGGGAGCUCAUCCCUUCUGUGCUUCUUGGGCGAAUGAGGUGGCAUUAGCCUGGGCAGCUGUGAUUGGCUGAUAGUGCCAACCUAUUAUAGUGCCCAUUGCAGGAAUGUACCAGUAUGACUUGAACAAAGUUUGUAAUCUCUGCCUUAGUAAUACCUAAAGUAGAGGCGGGCUGUGAGUGGCUAGGAACCCUUAUUCAGUGUUUAAACUUCUCAAAAAUGGUUUAACACUGAAUGGAGGGUCUACGCCAGGGGACUCUGAACACUAUAACCAAUUCAUUAAGAUGAAAUGGUGAUAGUGCCUACAGUGUCCCUUUAAGUUUAAUAUUUUCUUUUUAGUAAUUUUGUAUUGCUUGUAUUAUGUUUAUCUUGUGAUACAACUUUUCAUUUCCUGUGGUAAACCUAGAAUUUAAAAUAUGUGUAAGGAAUUAGGGCAAAACAUGUCAGAGAUCACUUGUAUUAUGUGAAAUAAACCCUACUUGAUUGAUGUGGUGAGAAAAAAGCAAUUCCACACAGCUCCUCGCUAAAUUCUAAAAUGAAAUCCAAAUGCCAAUUUAGUCUGUUCUAUCGGAUCUGGGAAUAUUCUUGGCUGAAUUCAUGACUUCGUUCUUUUAGCAUGCAUUUUUUUCAGUUCAGUUUUAAACUAUUCCAAUUUGUAGUUUACUGAAUAAACCCUUUACUGUU
Messenger RNA from Pelobates cultripes (western spadefoot toad), 42631 nucleotides. Lineage: Eukaryota; Metazoa; Chordata; Amphibia; Anura; Pelobatidae. The record is from the annotation of a GenBank genome assembly.